GCACUUGUUCAUCAUCAUGGCAUCCUUCCUCCGUCGCUUCACCACUGCGGCUUCAGCAGCAAAAACACCAAUGGCUAACGUAUUUUUCGACAUUGCUAUCGACUCGAAGCCAACGGGACGCGUAGUGUUCAAGUUGUUUGACGAAACCGUGCCAAAGACUGCCCGCAACUUCCGUGAGCUGGCAACCGGGCAGCAUGGGUUCGGCUAUGCUGGCAGCACAUUCCACCGAAUCAUCCCUAACUUCAUGCUGCAAGGGGGCGAUUUCACGCGGCACAACGGCACGGGCGGGAAGUCUAUCUAUGGCGAAAAGUUUGCUGAUGAGAACUUCACACUGCAACAUACCAAGCCUGGGUUGCUCUCCAUGGCUAACGCGGGCGCUAACACGAAUGGCUCCCAGUUCUUCAUCACGACGGUGGUCACAAGCUGGCUUGAUGGUAGACACGUCGUGUUCGGUGAGGUCGUCGAGGGGAUGGACGUGGUCAAAAAGGUCGAAGCGGUUGGGACCGAUUCUGGCCGUCCAAAGGCUCAGGUCACGAUCACUUCGUCUGGUACUGUUUAGCUUGACUCUAUGCGGCUUCGUCUCUGUGCGUCGUGCUAUUGACAGUGUUCGCGCCUUUUAUUCUUGUUUCGGGCAUCACGUCACGCGCAUGCACUAU
Heterobasidion irregulare TC 32-1 is the source of this 656-nucleotide messenger RNA. RefSeq lists its product as uncharacterized. Bases 17 to 559 code for a protein of 180 amino acids. Gene Ontology annotation, biological process: protein peptidyl-prolyl isomerization; protein folding. The record is from RefSeq and is a predicted model, not a curated record. The transcript is spliced from 6 exons. Gene Ontology annotation, molecular function: peptidyl-prolyl cis-trans isomerase activity. Lineage: Eukaryota; Fungi; Basidiomycota; Agaricomycetes; Russulales; Bondarzewiaceae.